Molecule: messenger RNA, 3842 nt
Organism: Antechinus flavipes (yellow-footed antechinus)
Lineage: Eukaryota; Metazoa; Chordata; Mammalia; Dasyuromorphia; Dasyuridae
Product: integrin alpha-D-like
Exons: 30
Coding region: 85-3561 (1158 amino acids)
Biological process (GO): cell-cell adhesion; cell-matrix adhesion; integrin-mediated signaling pathway
Cellular component (GO): external side of plasma membrane; integrin complex
Molecular function (GO): integrin binding
Source: RefSeq, a predicted model, not a curated record
UCUGCUUCUGUUCCUCUCCUUCCCCUAUCUCAUUUUACCCUGCACUAUUUGGUUCUUUGGAGGCAGCUCAAAAAUCACUCCGGUAUGGCAGCUGGUGCUGUGUUCCUGAUCACAGUCCUAGCCUCUUCUCAUGGAUUCAACCUGGACAUCAAACAUCCCAUUAUCUUCCAGAAGAAUGUAGCUAGUUUUGGGCAGAGUGUAGUCCAGUUUAAAGACUCUCGGCUCAUGGUGGGAGCUCCAUUGGUAAGGGUUUCUGCCAAACAAACCGGGAGACUCUAUGAGUGUAAAUAUGAUACUAGAAGUUGUCUACCCAUCCCUUUACAGAUCCCCCAGGAGGCAGUGAACAUGUCCCUUGGACUCUCUCUGGCUACUGGUACAAACUCCUCACAACUACUGGUCUGUGGACCUACAGUACAUCAAACCUGUGGGAAGAAUAUAUACAUGAAAGGUUUCUGUUUUGUGCUGGAUUCAAAGGUACAACAAUGUAAGACAAUUCCAGAAACUCUACAGGAGUGUCCAAAGCAAGAAAAUGACAUUGUCUUUUUGAUUGAUGGCUCUGCCAGCAUUAAUUCCGAUGAGUUUCAGCAAAUGAAGAGUUUUGUCAGAGCUGUAAUUGACCAGUUCAAAGAAACCAACACACAGUUCUCAUUGAUGCAGUAUUCAAACCUACUUAAAACACAUUUUACUUUUGCUGACUUCCAAAAGAGCACCAACUGGGGACACCUUGUGGAUCCAAUUUCGCAGCUGAAGGGUUUGACUUACACUGCCACAGCCAUCAGAAAAGUAGUAACUGAAUUGUUUCAAAGCUGGAAUGGAGCUCGGAAGAAUGCCACUAAGAUCCUCAUUGUAAUCACGGAUGGAGAGAAAUACAAAGAUGAGCUACAGUAUGAAGAUGUCAUCCCCCAAGCAGACCAGGCAGGAAUUAUCCGAUAUGCAAUUGGGCAGGUGGGAGAUGCUUUUGAACAUGUCAAAGCCCGGGAGGAACUGAACAUAAUUGGAUCAAAACCUGCAGAUGAGCAUGUGUUCCGGGUGAAUAACUUCGGUACUCUUAAGAACAUACAGGAACAGCUUCAAGAGAAGAUCUUUUCUAUUGAGGGAACUGAAUCUAGAAGCAGUAUCUCCUUCCAACAUGAAAUGUCUCAGGCAGGCUUCAGUGCUGUCCUUACAUCUAUGGGGCCAGUCCUAGGAGCUGUGGGGAGUUUUGGCUGGUCUGGAGGUGUCUUCUUAUACUCCCCAAAUCAAGGUUCUGUCUUUAUCAAGCCAUCCAAAGAAGACAUGCAUGAUGCUUAUCUGGGUUAUUCUGCUAUGGUAGCCAUUUGGAAUGGAGUUCAGAAACUUGUCCUGGGGGCCCCUAGAUACCAGCACACAGGAAAGGUUGUAGUCUUCACCAAUGUUGGUGGCACCUGGGAGCAGGAGGCUGAAGUCAAAGGGACACAGGUAGGAUCCUAUUUUGGAGCAACCCUAUGUCCCAUUGAUGUGAACAGUGACAACAACACGGAUCUGAUCCUCAUUGGAGCCCCUUAUUAUUAUGAACAAAACCGAGGAGGCCAGGUGUACAUUUGUCCCUUUUCUCAGCAGAGGGCCAAAUGGAACUGUGAAGUUGUUCUCCAUGGGCAGCAGGGGUAUCCUUUUGGCCGUUUUGGAGCAGCACUGGCAAUAGCAGGGGACACAAAUGGGGACAAAAUAACAGAUGUAGUAGUGGGUGCACCCGGGGAGGAAGAAAACCAAGGAGCCAUCUAUCUGUUUCAUGGUGUGUCUGGAUCUGGUUUCAAGCCUUCCUAUAGCCAGAGAAUUAGUGGCUCCCACCUUUCCCCCACACUUCAAUAUUUUGGACAGUCACUGAGUGGGGGACAAGACCUCACUCAGGAUGGACUUGUGGAUGUGGCAGUGGGAGCCCAGGAACAUGUGUUGCUGCUCAGGACAUGUCCAAUACUGAGAGUUGAAGUAUCAAUAACAUUCACACCUCCAGAGUUAGCAAGAUCUGUAUUUGAGUGUUGGGGACAAAAGGCCAUCAACAAAGAAGCAGGAACUGCUAUAAUCUGCUUUACUAUUUCUAAAAGUACUCCAGACCAUCUGGGUGAUGUCUCUAGCUCUGUGGCUUAUGACCUUGCUCUGGAUGCUGGGCGGCUGAGUCCUCGUGCCAUAUUUGCUGAAACAAAGAACUGGACAUUAAAUAGAAUUAAAACUCUGGGUCUAGGGAAUUACUGUGAGAAUGUGAAACUGUUGUUACCAUAUUGUGUGGAGGACUCAGUGAACCCAAUCAGUCUUCGCCUCAACUUCUCUCUGGUGGGACAACAUAUCCUUUCAUCUGAGAACCUCAGACCUGUUCUACAAGUGGGUUCCCAGGACCUCUUUACCUCCCAUUUCCCCUUUGAGAAGAACUGUGGAACAGAUCACUUCUGUGAGGAUGACCUUGACAUUACCUUUAAUUUCUCUGGUUUACAGACCUUGGUGGUUGGGAGUAAUCUGGAGUUGAAUGUGACAGUGACGGUGACAAAUCAGGGGGAAGAUUCUUACAGGACCAUGGUUACCUUCUUAUAUCCCCCAGGACUGUCCUAUCGAAAAGUGUCUGUAACUCAGAAUUGGCACCCUCAGCAAUCUGGACGUAUUGCAUGUGAGGCAGCAAUGCCUGAGAACAAGGCCCUGAAGAGUACUGGCUGUAGCAUCAAUCACCCCAUCUUCCAAGAAGGAGCUAAGGUCACUUUUGUAGCAACAUUUGAUAUUUCUCCCACUGCCACUCUUGGAGACAAGAUGCUCAUGAAAACUAAAGUGAGCAGCGAAAAUAACACACCUAAAUCCAACAAAACCACAUUCCAGCUGGAAGUACCGGUGAAGUAUGCUAUCUACUUGGUGAUCAGCAGCAAGGAAGAAUCUACUAAGUACUUAAAUUUCUCUGCUUCUGAGGAGAAGAAAAGCCAAGAGGUCAAGCACAAAUACCAAGUGAACAACCUGAGUAAGCAGAAUCUGCCAAGCAGCAUUAACUUUUGGGUUCCUGUGGAACUAAAUAAGAUGAUUGUAUGGAAUGUGACUACAGUCAACUCCCCCCAGAAGAUUUCGUGUGUCUCAGAAAGGAGUCUCCCCAGUUAUUUUGACUUCCAGACCCAAAUUCAGACAAGCCCUGUGCUGGACUGUUCCAUUGCAGUUUGUCUCAAAAUUAGAUGUGAUAUCUCUUCUUUUGGUGUCCAAGAACAACUUGACUUCACUCUCAAAGGCAAUCUCAGUUUUGGCUGGGUCAGCCAAACACUGCAGAAGAAGCUGAUAGUCAGAAGCUCAGCUGAAAUCAUUUUUAAUGAAUCAAUAUAUUACCAACUUCAAGGACAGGAGGCCUUUUUGAAAUCCCAGACAGAAACAGUCCUGGAGCAAUAUGAAAUUCACAUUCCCAUCCUUCUUAUUGCUGGCAGUACAGUGGGGGGACUUCUCCUGCUGGUGCUCAUAACAGUUGGGCUCUUCAAGCUUGGCUUCUUCAAACGUCACUACAAAGAAAUGAUAGAGAAAAACAUCCAGAGUAUCCAAUUCAGCAAUGAGGACUCCUUCACAGAUGAUUUGCCUACACCAAAAUAACUGUUUCUUCUACCAAUCACUCAGGAGUGCUAUGUAUACAAUUAUACUCUCAUUUGGAUAAACUCAGAAAUGAUGUCAAAGAUGAAGAAUAAUUUUGUUUUCCUGUCAUAUGCUAUCGAUUUCCCUAAUUAGUAAUGAAAAUUUUGCAUUUUAUAUGUGUAUCAAUUUUUACAAAGGAGGAAACACAUGUGUGAAACUCCCUGUAUGCAAAUAGCUGCCAGCUUCCAUGUUUGCUCAUACCACAUUACUAUUUGCCAUAUUAAAUGAGAAUGUGAAAUAUA